Protopolystoma xenopodis is the source of this 714-nucleotide messenger RNA. Lineage: Eukaryota; Metazoa; Platyhelminthes; Monogenea; Polystomatidea; Polystomatidae. The record is from the annotation of a GenBank genome assembly.
AUGAAGCGGCGCAAGCAAGUCAGAGAGCUCACUGAAAAUGAACGUAGCCUCGUUAUUUCCGUACGUCAUUGUGCCCGAGAGCUCGAUGAUAUUCUGCAAGGAUCCAGGAGAAAGAUGCAAUCUGAUUUAAGACUUUUUUCUGAAUUAGGUAUAUCUACCAUGUUUAGAGGAGUCGAUUCCUAUGCUGAUAUGUAUGAAAAGCUUAACCUUAGGUCCCGUGAGGCCCUAAACAACCUUCUGGAGAAGUCUAAAGAUGCAGAAGAAAUUCAAGAUACCAUUGAUGCAAUCGAAGAAACAGAAGGUUAUUGGAAUACGUUUCUGUCUAAUUUGGAUCGUGAGACCAUCGCACCAUCAGCACAUGAGAACUCCCUACACAACAGUGCAAGUGAAAGUGACAAUGAGGAAAAAAGUUUCCAGGACGUCCACCGAACCUUUCAAACAGAAGGCGAGUUUUUUAAUGCGUCAGAAAUACUACUUUGCGAUCUCCAAACAUUUACUGAAGUAACUGUUCAUGAUCUCGUGAGAAAGCAUGCCAGCAUCAUGUUUAUCUGUCAGCCUGCCUACCUACCAGACACAGUAAUCAGAUGGCGUUAUGCAGAAGUCAACAAAGUUAAGGUGAUUGUGCCCUAUAAAUUCAAUUUUUAUGACAAUUACUUCUUAAUGCACUUCGCCAUAUACCCCAUAUUUUCCAAAUGCUAUAUACUUGGGAUCUAA